Molecule: messenger RNA, 1104 nt
Organism: Melampsora larici-populina 98AG31
Lineage: Eukaryota; Fungi; Basidiomycota; Pucciniomycetes; Pucciniales; Melampsoraceae
Exons: 4
Coding region: 1-1104 (367 amino acids)
Source: RefSeq, a predicted model, not a curated record
AUGACUCGUGUCCACUGCCUGGUCCAAAGACAUCUGCGCGCGCUGAUGUGUUGGGACUCAAAUUUGUCGCUUGUCCCACCCUCUCUCUCAUACCUCAAGAAAGAGGCUUUACUCGAUCGCUUCCCUGUUGGAACAGAGCUUCCUCUCCCUGAUUCUGACCCUGUAAUCUCGGUAACCGACUUUGAGAUCACUGGUUUUUGCAUGAAUCACGACCACUCUCCAGAAGUUGAAAAGGAAUUCAAACGCUGGGGCAUUCGUUGGCCCUCUUUUGACUAUGAGACCAAUUUGGACAACCAUAUUUGUGAAGAAUACUGUGAAGUCUCACUCAAGUCAGGCGCCAACCCCAUUUAUACGUCCAUCUUCCAGCCAAGGAACUAUACUAUGAUGGGAGAUGUCUUUGAAGUGAAGUUUGUGGCUGGGGAACUUUCAGUCAACGAGUUGCAUUUCACCAUACCUCAAUGGUGGUCCCGAAAAACAAUUUGUUUCAUGGAAACCAUCAAGAAACGGCUUGACUUUCAUGCUACCUCUCGUGAAGCUUUUCCUGGAGCCAGUUGUACUCCUAUCAAGUUCAUAGCCACCUCAGCAAUUCAUAACGAUUCUAUACUACCUACCAACCUUUCUGUACUUGGAAUGAAGCCCUCUAUGAUACCUGAACCUGAAUACAUGCGGUCAAUCUUCCCUGCCAAAGAAAGUGAAUUCAAUUGUUACCCCUUGGGUGGUGUUGUCAACAAUUACUAUGACAGUGACAAUGAGCUGUUGUCCGAUGAGCUUCUCAACAGCGAUCCCAAAUUAGUUCUUCCCACUCUGGCUGGCAAUCAACAAAAACUCGUGGAUCUGGAGACUCCCUUCCAAAAAGAGAUUUUGACUUUAAAGGAUGGCUCACAAAAGGCAGUCACUGCCUUUUCGGAUUUCUGUAAAGGCAUACUAGACCUUAUACCCAUGCGCUUGGAAGAUUUGCAAAAAGCAAAGGAUGAUAUUAAUAACAUCAAUACUAAGCUUGUUGCAUUGGAAGGGAAGAUAGGGGGUGGUGACAGUACAAGGAUGUCAGCUGACAUCGGCCAAGAUUCAGAUUCCCUCCCAGCUGCCUCUGAUAUCUUUUGCUAA